UGAAUGAGCCUUGAAUGAAUAUUCGGAUCUGUAGCCAACUCUUCUUUUAAAGUGUCCAAUUAAAAUGACAAUACUUGUCAACAAAAAUCUAUGUUCUUAAUUUAUCAUCAUUUAUUGAUUAUUAAUGUGUGUUCUCAUGAUUUAGUGUAGAAGUAUUAACAGUUGAUCACCUCUAAAACCUUAACAUCAAGUUAACCUGUAAACCAGUUGAUUAUGAAAAGAAACGAAGGUCUUGUACAGAGAAGAGUUACCCAAGGGUGUAAUUCAAACACAAAUAAGGCUAUUAAUGAAUUAAAGGAUGGUAACGAUGGUGAUGUCGGGAAACAGUCUAAAUGUGAAGAUGACAAUGAUGUUGAUUCAAAGGAUACUAGGUUAACUUUGAUGGAGGAAGUAUUACUUCUUGGAUUGAAAGAUAAGGAGGGUUAUACGUCAUUUUGGAACGAUUGUAUAUCAACUGGUUUGAGAGGAUGUAUUCUUGUUGAAUUAGCUCUCAGAGGUCGAAUCGAACUCGAAAAGGCUGGUAUGAGACGACGAGGGUUGCUUUCAAGAAAAUUAAUUGUUAAAAAUCCAAAUGCAACGGGUGAUGUAUUGUUAGACGAGGCUUUGAAACACAUCAAAGAUACACAACCAGAAACGUUACAGAGCUGGAUUGACUAUUUAAGUGGUGAAACCUGGAAUCCGUUAAGGUUAAAAUAUCAAUUAAAAAAUGUUAGAGAACGUAUAGCAAAAAACUUAGUUGAGAAGGGAGUUUUAACUACCGAAAAACAAAAUUUCCUGUUAUUCGAUAUGACCACUCAUCCAUUGGUUGAUUCCGGAACGAAAUCCAAGUUAAUAAAAAAAGUUCAAGAUGCCGUCCUGAGUAAAUGGGUAAACGAUCCUCACAGAAUGGAUAAAAGACUUUUAGCCCUUAUCAUAUUGGCGCAUGCAUCCGACGUUUUAGAGAAUGCUUUUGUUUCUUUAUCUGAUGAUGAUUAUGAAAUUGCUAUGAGAAGGGUUCGGGAACUCUUAGACCUGGAUAUGGAAAGUGAAUCAAUGAAAUCGAACUCUAAUGAGACUAUGUGGGCUAUAUUUGCUACAUUUGUUAAAUAAUUUGCAAUUUCCAGCUUGCCAACCGUAAUUAUUUCAACACGUGAGAGUUUAUAAAGUUAAUUUUGAAGAAUAAGCAGAUAAUGGGGAAAGCAGAGGAAAAGAAAUUCUAUUGGAUAUGAUAAUUUCUGAUUCUCAUCAAUUAAUAACAACAAGCACAAGCAGCCUUCAAUUAUCUCUUUAUCUCUAUCUUUAUCCAUUGCCCUUUUCAUUCAUUAUUUCUCCUCUCCUUUCCAUUCCCUUCAUUCAUCCUAAAACUCUUCGAGUUAUCAAAGCUCAUUCUUCGAUCCCACGAUUUUCACAAACUCAAGUACAUAUAUAAAUAUCAAAUGCUGCGAUCGAGAGCUCAAAUUCAUCAUUCUUCAAGAUUUUAUAUUAAGCUUGUAUAUUGAAAGUUCCAUGCUAAUCAAACAAAAUGAUCCAAUAUUGUUGACUCCUGGAAGAAUCAAAAAUCUUCAAGAAUGAUAAAGAAAUAUUGUAAGCAAAAUGUAUCUAUUACUAUUCUAUAGUUAACCAAAUUUAUUCAAGUUGUUAAGACGAUGAAUAAUGUAUGUUAACGCCAAACAAAAAAGGAUCCUCCAAAAUUGCGAGAAAUUUUCCUUUUAUCGAUUUUAACAAUUUGCAAAACGCUAAACAAACAAUUCACCACCAACAAAUUCAUCAGAGAGCCAUACAAAACAUUCAGAGUGAUUAUUAAAUUGACUGAUUAAAAGUAAAACAAUUAUAAGUUGCC
Messenger RNA from Tetranychus urticae (two-spotted spider mite), 1819 nucleotides. It is a transcript of the gene sau, whose product is annotated as Golgi phosphoprotein 3 homolog sauron. NCBI's taxonomy places the organism in Eukaryota, Metazoa, Arthropoda, Arachnida, Trombidiformes, Tetranychidae. Gene Ontology annotation, molecular function: phosphatidylinositol-4-phosphate binding. The record is from RefSeq and is a predicted model, not a curated record. Gene Ontology annotation, cellular component: trans-Golgi network; Golgi cisterna; cytosol. Gene Ontology annotation, biological process: Golgi vesicle budding; Golgi organization; retrograde vesicle-mediated transport, Golgi to endoplasmic reticulum.